Messenger RNA from Capra hircus (goat), 1503 nucleotides. RefSeq names its product lysine demethylase 4D (gene KDM4D). The coding region runs from base 1 to 1503 and encodes 500 amino acids. Gene Ontology annotation, biological process: chromatin remodeling. The transcript has a single exon. Gene Ontology annotation, molecular function: histone H3K9 demethylase activity. The record is from RefSeq and is a predicted model, not a curated record. Gene Ontology annotation, cellular component: nucleus. NCBI's taxonomy places the organism in Eukaryota, Metazoa, Chordata, Mammalia, Artiodactyla, Bovidae.
AUGGAAGCUAUGAGGCCCAGUUGUGCUCAGAACCCAAGUUGUAGCAUAAUGAUAUUUCAUCCAACCAAAGAAGAAUUUACUGAUUUUGAUAAAUACAUUGCUUACAUAGAAUCGCAAGGGGCGCACCGAGCAGGCUUGGCUAAGAUAGUUCCACCCAAGGAAUGGAAAGCCCGCCAGACCUACGAGGAUAUCGAUGACAUCCUAAUAGCCGCUCCGCUCCAGCAGGUGGUCUCUGGGCGGGCAGGUGUGUUUACUCAAUACCACAAAAAGAAGAAGGCCAUGACCGUGGCAGAGUACCGCCGCUUAGCAAAUACUGAAAAAUACCAGACUCCAUCACACUUAGAUUUUGAAGAACUGGAGCGAAAAUAUUGGAAAACCCGCCUCUAUGAGUCCCCAAUAUACGGCGCGGACAUCAGUGGCUCUUUAUUUGAUGAAAACACGAAGCAGUGGAACCUGGGACACCUGGGGACCAUCCAGGACCUGCUGGAGCAGGAGUGCGGGGUGGUCAUCGAGGGCGUCAACACCCCCUACCUGUACUUCGGCAUGUGGAAGACCGCCUUCGCCUGGCACACGGAGGACAUGGACCUUUACAGCAUCAACUUCCUGCACUUCGGGGAGCCCAAGACGUGGUACGCGGUGCCGCCCGAGCACGGCCGGCGCCUGGAACGCCUGGCCGGCGCGCUCUUCCCGGGCAGCUCGCGGGACUGCGAGGCCUUCCUGCGCCACAAGGCGGCGCUCAUCUCGCCCACGGUGCUCCGGGACAACGGCAUCCCCUUCGGUCGGGUCACGCAGGAGGCGGGCGAGUUCAUGGUGACCUUCCCCUACGGCUACCACUCGGGCUUCAACCACGGCUUCAACUGCGCCGAGGCCAUCAAUUUCGCCACCGCGCGCUGGAUCGAUUACGGCAAAGCGGCCUCGCAGUGCAGCUGCGGCGAGGCGCAGGUGGCCUUCUCCAUGGACGCCUUCGUGCGCAUCCUGCAGCCCGAGCGCUAUGAGCUGUGGAAGCGCGGGCAGGACCGGGAGGUGGUGAACCACGCCAAGCCCGCGGCGCCGGGCGGCCGGGAGCUGAGCGCCUGGAAGGAGGUGCAAACGCUGGGCCCCAAGUACUUCCCGCCUCGCCGCACCGCCCGCCUGCGUCAUCCCGUGUCCUCAAGCGAGGGCACCGACCCCAGAGCCCCUGUGCGGGCCAUGUCCCUGCGCCCCUUGCCUGCCCGGGGUUCCUGCUCGGCCUCCCAGUCUAAUGCUGUCGCCGGCAGCAGCUCACGGAAGCCCAGCCAGACCCCUCCGCUGUCGCCAGGUCCGUCGGUGGCGUCGUGUCUCCACCCAGUUGGCAGAUGUGGUUCUCGUCGUCGCCCUCGGGAAAAGGGCACUCAAGAGCCGACUGCCCCCGUCGGAGCUAAGAGGGGCCUCGCCUUAGACCGCAAGGCUCAAGACCCCAAGGCUGAACCCCUGUCUGCAGAGGGACGGAUGGACAACCCUGCCCCAUCGAAUCCUGGACUCUAG